Linderina pennispora is the source of this 1707-nucleotide messenger RNA. Its product is annotated as acetyl-CoA synthetase-like protein. Bases 64 to 1707 code for a protein of 547 amino acids. Gene Ontology annotation, biological process: secondary metabolic process. The record is from RefSeq and is a predicted model, not a curated record. The transcript has a single exon. Lineage: Eukaryota; Fungi; Kickxellomycota; Kickxellomycetes; Kickxellales; Kickxellaceae. Gene Ontology annotation, molecular function: CoA-ligase activity.
CUCUGGGGUUUCCUUGCAAGACCUCAUACACUUCUUAUUACCACUUGCAUUUGAACUUUUGCCAUGCUCUUUCACUCCCCAUUUCCAAGCAUUCCCAUUCCAUCGGUUGAUCUCCCGACCUUCUUUUUUGAUACGAUCGCAAAGAGGACCGUGUUUGGACGAAAGCCCGAGAUUCCGUUCCUGAUCAGCGAGCAAAAGACCCUGUCGUUCGCCGAGUUCGAAAAGUUCACAUAUGCCUUUGCCUCAGGCUUGGCCAAUAACACUGGUCUGAAGCAUGGCGAUACUCUGCUGGUGGUGCUGCCAAACACCGUUUAUUACCCAGCAAUUACCUUGGCGGCUCAGAUGGCUGGUGGCGUCGUUUGUACAGCCAAUCCUCAGUACACUGCACGCGAACUUGCGCACCAGUUGAAGCUGAUAGAAGCCAGGGCUGUAAUCACUAUCGGUUCAAAAGUUACAGCUAUUAAAAAAGCAGUCAAGCUCGCCGAGUCGUCCAUUCCAGACAGCUUCAUUUUCACGCUUGACAGCGAAAAUUGCAUCUUUGAUGUACUCUCAGCGAAGCCCUUUCCCCGCAUCUAUUUACGCACGAAAGAGGAGGCAGGGAGCACAAUUGCGUUUAUCGUCUUCAGCUCCGGCACCAGCGGCAAUCCGAAGGGCGUCAUGCUCAGUCAUCGCAACGUCGUCGCCAACAUCCUGCAGAAUGGCGCAUUCGAUAAUACCGAUGUGAUGCGUGCAAAGCGGUUCACUGAGAUUGAGGAAACACCCCACGCGCUCGCUUUCCUCCCAUUCUUCCACAUCUACGGGUUGACAUGUGUUCUUCACUAUCAGCUCUGCUCGGGUUAUGCGCUUGUGGUCAUGGCACAGUUUGAGCUUGAAAAGUUCUGCCAGCUAGUGCAAAAGUACCGCGUUCGGGCUGCCCUCCUCGUGCCGCCCGUCACUCUUGGUCUGACCAAGAGCCCAGUUGCCAGGAAAUACGACCUGUCGAGCAUUGUUUUUGCCAUUAGUGGGGCAGCCCCGUUCUCCAGGGAACUGCAGCAGGAGGCGCAGAAGGUCCUGGGAUUUCCGGUUUGCCAGGGAUAUGGCCUAUCUGAAACAAGCCCAACGGUCGCCCGCGCUACCAUGUCCGAUGUAGUGUACGGAUCGGCCGGUAGGAUUCUAUGUAAUAUGUCGGCCAAGGUUAUCGACGAGAAUGGCAAAGAGCUUGGUCCUGGCGAGGUCGGCGAGCUAUGCUACUGUGGCCCCAACAUCAUGGUGGGCUAUCUGAAAAGCCCGGCUGCUACCGCAGAGUCAAUCGAUUCGGAUGGAUAUCUGCACACAGGCGACAUUGGGUACAUUGACAAGGAUGGCUACAACUAUAUUACUGACCGCAAGAAGGAGCUGAUCAAGUACAAGGGCUUCCAGAUCCCGCCCGCUGAACUCGAAGGUCUGCUCACCGAUCAUCCGGCAGUUCUGGACGCAGCAGUCAUUGGCAUCUAUGACGACGCCCAGGCUACAGAGGUUCCCAAAGGCUUUGUGGUUAUUCGACCUGGUGCCAACAAGCCUGGUAUUGUCGAUGAGAUUCACUCGUGGCUGUCUUCACGUGUUGUUAGUUACAAGCGACUGCGAGGUGGAAUUGAGAUCGUUGAUGCCAUUCCAAAAUCAACGACUGGAAAGAUCCUCCGCCGUAUUCUGAAGGAGCGCGAGUUGCAGAAGCGCAUGGCAAAGCUCUAG